Messenger RNA from Trichogramma pretiosum, 5043 nucleotides. RefSeq lists its product as uncharacterized. Gene Ontology annotation, molecular function: nucleic acid binding; zinc ion binding. Lineage: Eukaryota; Metazoa; Arthropoda; Insecta; Hymenoptera; Trichogrammatidae. The transcript has a single exon. Bases 1 to 5043 code for a protein of 1680 amino acids. Gene Ontology annotation, biological process: DNA integration. The record is from RefSeq and is a predicted model, not a curated record.
AUGAGCGCCGGCAACCGCAACGAUUCGAGAAACGCACAUCUCCGACGAGACGGAGCAAGGAGCGUCUCAAACGGGCAUCGGAGUUCGCCAACGCUAUCAACGCUGUCGAGUCUGUCAUGGGACUCAAACGACCUGUACGAGCAGGAUAGAAGGAUGGCAUGGGAACUCAACGCCGAGGACAGACAUCUUAUCGAUACGCUCGAUACAAGGCCAAGGUAUGCGAUGCAAAAUGCACGUCGUCAACAAUUCUCAGAACCAGCAUCGAUUGGGAGAGGGUUACCAGAAAUGGAGUCGCCCGAGCCCGCCGUUUUCUCGGCUUGUGGUGACUUGUAUCCGCCGUCAGAGGGCGCCUACUCUCAGUCGGUUCGUAUGCACAAUCCUAGCCUACAACGGCCGUAUGCGCGGUACCCGCCGUAUGCGCGAUACACACCGAAUGACGACGAAACGGCGUACCUAACUUGCAAUACAACCAUGAACAACGAGCGCGACAUGUUCAGACGACAUGAACGGCGCGAAACGGAGCAGCAGUACGCAGAGCAGCACAGAUUGGAGCAGCGCAGAACGGAACAACAUGCAGCCAGCUCAAAACAAGACACUGUAAAUGUCACCGACCUAGUGAAGCUUCUUAUGAGCUACGAAGAGCGACGAGAUCAACGACUUCGUGAGCAGGAAGAAAAAUAUGAAAAACUCGCCACCCAAUUCAUGCAGUCUCCUAAUGUAAAUUCCAGUGCGCCAACAGCGGCGACAACAGCAUAUCACAUCGUGCCGGAUUUGAGUAAGGACAUUCGAACAUUCAACGGCGAAGAAAGCAACGCAGCAGCGAGAGAGUGGUUGCGCGGUAUCUCCAGCAGACGAGAACUGCACCACUGGCCAGACUCGUACGCAUACGAGACGGCUCGCUCGCACCUCCGCGGUGGGGCACGUCACUGGCUCGCUCGCAAGAAGAAUGUGAAUUCUUGGGCAACUUUCAAAGCAGCAUUCGUCAAAACAUUCAUCGGCGUCGACAGUUUGACAGACGCAUGGACGCGUAUGUCAGCGCGAGUGCAACAAAAAGGAGAAAAGAUAAGUACUUAUUUCCACGAGAAGAUGAAACUGUGUGACGAAGUACACAUGAAAUUCGACGAUGCUCGUGAGCAAAUCAUUAUCGGGCUAUGGUCGAGAGAAUUGCGCAACGUCGUCGCUCCACGUAAUCAUAUGGACGACGAUGAGUUGCUGCAUGAUUUAAAGAAACAACAACGAAUCAUCUCGCAGAGCUACGACAAAAAGAAUUCGAAAUCGGAUUAUGCAUCGAGAGCCACUUCACCUGAAGAAAAGUCGGACGUUAGUGAAAGAAAAAAAUCACCGACAAGAAGCAGUGACAAAGAUUCACGAAGCAGAAAUUCAACUAGAAAGGCGCCAGCUCGCAACGAGAAAGGAGAGCUGAAGUGUUACUCUUGUAACUACUACGGACACAUUUCAAAGGACUGUCCUACCAAAACGAAUGAAAAGAAAAACACACAGUCAACCUCAUCGAAGUCUACACCUCCAGCUCAACCCAAAGAUGAUCGAGUGAUUGCUAAAAUCGACAGUACUACAGCAGAUGCUGCACUGAAGUACUUCAAAGAUGCAGAGCUCGACGGACAGGAAAUCAAAGCUUUCAUUGAUCAAGGUAGUUCAGACUGCAUUAUCAAGGCAUCAUCAGCACUUCAGUUGGGACUGCGGCUCAUCAAGGAUAAAUUAAAACUACGUUGCUAUGGUCCAAAGGAGCACCAAAUCAACACCAUAGGGUUUGUAAACUGUUCAUUGAGCAUCGAUGGAGUCAAGGCUGAUAAUGUACCAGUGCGAGUAGUGCCAGACGACUUCCAGCCAAUGCCACUGCUCGUUGGACGUUCUUACACCGAGCUGCCCUUCAUUAAGUUCAGCAAAAACAAGGAUACGUUCAAGUUUAUGUAUGAUUUGGAUCAGUUAGCUCAGGAGGAAGCGACAUCCUACGACACCUUGCAAGUCAAGGAGAAUAAUCAGCUUUUACCCAACUCAGUCAACUUUGUGUGCAUAGAUAAUGCUGAACGAAACGUCUCAUUACCUCUGUUUAAUUUUAGUGAGAAACCGGUGAUGCUGCUCAAAGGAGAAAAUUUUCCAGACAGAGGAGAAUUAUGUGAAGCACCGCCUCUGCUGGCAACGAAGAAGCAAGCCAUCACUGAAGCUGACGUCGUAAUUGGAGAAAAUCAACCGGUCGAGGCAAAGCGAGAACUGAUCAAGCUCCUCAACGAAUUUCGAGACACCAUUGCCAUGUCGAUUGAAGAGCUGGGAUGUACAAGUCUAAUCGAGAUGGACAUAAAGGAGCUCCCUGGGAGCAAACCAGUAAAUCGAAAGCCGUACCCAGCCAGCAACGCAGAGAGAGAGCGUAUCAAAGCCAUUGUCAGUGAGUGGAAACGGCUAGGAGUAUGCACCGAGACGGAUUCGCCGUAUGCUAGUCCUGUGCUUAUCUUCAAAAAAAAGAACGGCGAAGACAGGCUGGUAGUGGAUUACAGGCUCCUCAAUCAGCAAACAGAAAAACGGAGUUUUCCUCUGCCAAACAUUGAGGAUCACUUGGCUCAACUACGCAGCGAGAACAAGCUUUUCAUCGUCUUGGAUUUGGCACAUGGCUACCUUCAAGUACCGUUGGCUAAGGAAGCGCAAGAGAAGACGGCAUUUGUGACACCAGACGAAACUGGUCAGUUUACGAAAAUGAUAUUUGGCCUCACCAAUGCGCCGUUUUAUUUUUCCAAAUUAAUGAAGAAAACGCUGGAGCCGGUUCGCAACGACGUAGUGCUUCAUUAUCUCGACGACAUCCUUAUCGCCGCAAGCUCGUGGGAAACGCUUUUGCUGAGACUUCGGCACGUAUUGGAGUGUCUCCGACGUGCUCGCUUGACAAUAAAGCUGUCAAAAUGUGGAUUUCUGCAAGAAAAAAUUACUUACCUCGGACUAGAACUGUCCGCAAAAGGGAUUUCUCCAGGCAGAUUAAAAGUUGCUGCAAUAGAAAAUUACCCAACUCCAAAAAGUAUCCACCAGCUCAGACGAUUUUUGGGACUUGUAAGCUUCUUUCGUCGUUUCGUACCACGUUUCGCUUGGAUUGCUCAACCUUUAUAUAAUUUGUUGAAAGCAAACGUCAAAUUCACAUGGAAAACCGAAGAAGAAAAUGCAUUUCAUCUGCUGAAGACCAAGCUUACAGAAAAACCCAUAUUGCAGCUGUUCGACCCUAAAAGAGAGACCGAAGUGCAUACAGACGCCUCUGCAGCUGGACUGGCAGGAAUGUUACUGCAGCGAGGUGAUGAUGGAAACCUGCACUUAGUGUACGCUGUAAGUCGAAGUACUAGCCAAGCGGAGAAAAAUUAUCACUCUAGCAAGCUCGAGAUGUUGUGCUUAAUUUGGACGGUAGAAAGGCUGCGCAACUGGCUGAUUAAUAUAAAAUUUGUUGUAUAUACUGACUGCAGAGCGCUUAUUUACAUCAAUGUAAAGAAGACACAAAAUCCACAGUUUAUAAGGUGGCAGAACGCGCUCAGUGAGUAUGAUUGCGAGAUAAGGCACCGACCGGGCGAAAGGAUGCAGCACGUAGAUGCUUUAAGUCGUGCUUUUCCCCAAGACAAGUGCGAAGAUUCAACAGUUUUUACAAUUGCCAAUGACACCGACGAAGUCCUACUCUACCAAUUCUCCGACGAGGCAGUGCAACGCAAAAUUGAAAUUUUACGCAAAGAUGCAUCCGAACGAACGAAAAAUGAAGUAUCAGAAGUACAAGAUUAUGAGCUAAGUAAUGGAAUUUUAUUUAAGUUAAUUGAUGGACAGAGAAAAUUCGUAAUUCCAAAAUCAAUGAGAAAAGCCAUGAUCGUUCGCUUCCACGACCUACACGGACACUUUGGACUAGAUCGUACGCUCAGAAAAAUGCAAGAAUUUUAUUUCUUUCCGGGGAUGCGACGGUAUGCAAGGCAACACAUCAAAGCUUGCAUCCAUUGCAUUACGAACAAGACUAUGACAGGUAAAAAGCAAGGAAUUCUACAUCCAAUUCCACCGGGUGAAAGACCUUUCCAAAUUAUACAUAUAGACCACAUUGGACCGCUAGUGACAAGCUCCAAAAGAAACAAGUAUAUUCUAGUAUUGGUCGAUAACUUUACCAAAUACGUCAUUCUUGAACCCUGCAGAGAUACCAAAAGUGAUCAAGUCAUUAAGAUAUUGGAGAACUUCUGUAUUCAUUACGGAGCUCCAGACAGAAUAAUCUCAGAUAGAGGCACGUGCUUUACUUCACACACCUUUGAAGAUUUUUGUAAAAGACACGGCAUUCGGCACACUUUAAACUCGCCUAGACACGCUCAGGCAAAUGGGCAAGUUGAAAGAGUCAAUAGAACACUCGUACCUGUAAUUCAAGCUAUGAAUGAAAAAGAAAACGACAAACAUUGGGACUCUGAGAUCAAGAAAGUAGAAAUGUGCUUAAAUACGACGUUUAACAAAAGCACCAAUAAAACACCCUUUGAAGUAUUGUAUGGUUAUAAACAUCGCUAUAACGAAGGCCUUAUGAGAACUCUCACUGUGCAGGAAGAAAAUUAUACGCCGCCAGAAGAGCUUCACGAAGGAGUAAGAGAAUCUAUCGUUAAAGAACAGUCAAAAUACAAGGAGAACUACGAUAAGAAACGCUACAGUACGACCUUUUAUAACAUAGGCGACAUAGUGUACAUGCAAUCUAAUCCAGUUGCCACAGGUGAAAGCACAAAGCUUCAACAAAAGUUCAAAGGACCGUUCAUUAUUUACAAGAUUCUCCCAGGUGACACGUAUGGUAUUACUGAUCUCAACCCAGCUCAAAAAGGCAGUCGUUAUGCAUCCACCGCACAUGUGUCGCAACUCAAGCAAUGGAAACCAUGUGUUGAAGAUGACCCAGUAAGUGAUGACAAUUCGACCGAUGAAGAAACAAACGCAGAUGAGUCAUUGUCUUCAAAAAUCAAGGAAAUUUCAAGCUCAGAUGAACAAGAUAAAAAUGCAAGACCAAUGAGAAGAAAGAACUUACCUCAACGCUAUCAAGAUUUUGUUUUGAAUUAA